Messenger RNA from Brassica oleracea var. oleracea, 888 nucleotides. RefSeq names its product cilia- and flagella-associated protein 20-like. The transcript is spliced from 5 exons. NCBI's taxonomy places the organism in Eukaryota, Viridiplantae, Streptophyta, Magnoliopsida, Brassicales, Brassicaceae. The record is from RefSeq and is a predicted model, not a curated record. Bases 36 to 608 code for a protein of 190 amino acids.
CUUCUUCUUUCUGGGAAUCGGAGAAGCAGGAAGAGAUGUUCAAGAACACGUUUCAGUCUGGGUUCCUCUCUAUUCUGUACAGUCUAGGAAGUAAGCCUCUUCAGAUAUGGGACAAAGAAGUUGAGGAUGGUCAUGUGAAGCGUUGCCGUGAUGAUGACAUACAAUCCCAUGUGCUUGAAGUAGUUGGUUCAAACAUCCAGUCUACGUACAUUACUUGCCCCGCUGAUCUCUCAGCAACUCUUGGUAUCAAACUUCCCUUUUUGGUAUUGGUAGUGAAGAAUAUGAAGAAGUAUUUCUCAUUCGAGAUUCAGAUUCUUGAUGACAAGAAUGUGCGUAGGCGUUUCCGAGCUUCUAACUUUCAAUCUGUGACUAGAGUGAAGCCAUAUAUAUGCACAAUGCCAUUGAAGAUGGAUGAGGGGUGGAAUCAGAUUCAGCUGAACUUACCUGAUCUUACUAGGAGAGCUUACGGGACUAAUUACGCUGAGACUUUGCGAGUUCAGGCUCAUGCUAACUGCCGUCUCAGGCGGAUAUACUUUGCUGACCGUCUUUACUCAGAUGAAGAGCUUCCUCCGGAGUUCAAGCUCUAUCUUCCAGUGCAGAAAGCAUGAAAUGUUGUUCCUAGUGUUUAUGCCAUUGACAUGGUACCACGCAGGAAACAUACUUCAAACUAUUUCAGAUAGACAUAGAGCAUUUUUACAUUAUGUGAGAGUUUCAGGUUGACUUGCAUCAUCCUGGUCUGUGGCAUUUACCAUACUGUGGAGUAGCUAGUAUCUUAACUUUUGCUUAGUUUUUAUGUAAUGGGAUCAUAUAUGCUUAAGAUUGUCAUAUGUAUGUGGAAUUUCAAUGAUGUGUAAAUUUUAAUUUAUUUUAAUGAGGAGGAACAAUGUU